Messenger RNA from Symbiodinium necroappetens, 1170 nucleotides. Lineage: Eukaryota; Dinophyceae; Suessiales; Symbiodiniaceae. The record is from the annotation of a GenBank genome assembly.
AUGUCUCGCUGCUUCCGUCAAGUCCUGACGCUGCGGGCAGCACAAUUUCCAGAUGCUUUCGCGAGUCAGCCAUCUGUCACCAGUGAAGCAUAUUCCAAUGAUCCAGUAUUCAAGCUGCAUGGGGCGCAGAAAGGCCGCGUGCUGCAAAAAGCAAUCUGGAACUCCUUGGCUAAGUCCAGUCCAUCCACGCAGUUGUCUAAGGCUUGUCCUGGUUCGCGUGUAGAUGGCGGCAGACGGGCACCCCAUCAAGCGGAGUUCGAUUUCACUCGUGGUGGGCGCCGGGUGGAAUGCAAGGGUGCCAGCAUGACUUGGCACGCAGCGCGACAUUCCUGGUACGUGCAAUGGAACCGAAUCAAAUUCAACCAGGCGUACUUUGACGAUCUCUUUCUUGCAUUUCACUCCCCGUGCCAGGUGGACAUCAUACUGCACAAUGGUCUUGCAGGCGUGAGUAGCUGGGGAUCCCUCACACCAGCACUGGGUCAUAUGGUUUCGUUUGCCGCUGGCAGAGCCAUUGACAACCCAGCGAAGGCACGCCAACAGAUUCUGGCAAAGAUGCUCCGCCCCUCCCACUUGUGCAAGCAUUUUGCGACGCUAAGUUCCGAGAGCUUGGCAGAAUUGGUAGCAGAAGAAUUUGCAAGAGAGAGUUCAGAAAUUACCCUGUCGAGGUAUGCGGGCAUUCCUUUGGCAGAUUUAAGCGCCUGUGCAAGAGGUUUGCGCCUACAGGAGGUAGCCUUAGCAGUCGAUCAAAUGCUUCAUCCAUGCAGCACUUUCAGCCGUGAUGAUGGCAGCUUCGGGGCCAACGCUGACUGGCUCCGCGACGACGUCAGAGUCGAGUUCAAGUCUUCAAGGUUGUCCUGGAGUAGCCGCGAGCAUAGCUGGAGGUGCCAGUUCCGUUGCAUCAAGUUUGCCAACUCAAGUCCAGAAAGUCGAGCCGGCCCGGCUGCUUUCGACGAACUGUGGCUUGGACUGUACAGCCCCCGUGGCCUGCAUUUCCUCCAACAUGGUGGCAGGCUUGGACGUUCGACAGCUGGUGUGGAGACCGAACUCGUGGGUCAUUCAAUACUAGUCUACGGGGCCCGUGGCCAUGAAUGUCUGGACACAGCUCUGGAUUCAAUACUUGGUAAGCUUCAGAGGUCUGGCUGCAAGCUCUUGGCAACUAUCGCAUGGUGA